Aspergillus nidulans FGSC A4 is the source of this 918-nucleotide messenger RNA. RefSeq lists its product as uncharacterized. The coding region runs from base 1 to 918 and encodes 305 amino acids. The record is from RefSeq and is a predicted model, not a curated record. Lineage: Eukaryota; Fungi; Ascomycota; Eurotiomycetes; Eurotiales; Aspergillaceae. The transcript is spliced from 3 exons. Gene Ontology annotation, cellular component: membrane.
AUGCAUAUCGAGCUCGUGCUGUGGGUGGUCAUCGGUGGAAAUGGCUCUCAUCAGGCAGACUUGAGCGAGAAAACCAUGCAGAACUUCUUCAAGAUCUUCCUUGCAAACCAGUUCACCUACUUCGCCCUCAGUCCCGCCAUCAAAAUCUCCAUUGUCUGUUUCUACCGACGCGUCUUCGCAAUCCAAACUUUUCAAUGGACCUCAUUUGCCAUAAAUACCCUAAUCGCCCUCUGGGGUGCCGCCAUCUUUAUCGCUUGUGGCCUCCAAUGCCGCCCUCUAAACGCCUACUGGGACCACACCGUCGUUGGUAAUUGCUUCGACAGCAACAAAUACAUUAUUGUCAACCAAGUCUUCAACGUCCUCAUGGAUUUCGUCAUCCUCGCCCUCCCUAUUCCCAUGAUCUGGAACCUCCAGCGCUCUUGGCAAGACAAGCUUGCGCUGAACGGCGUUUUCGCCGUCGGCGGCGUCGUUUGCCUUGCGUCCAUUUACCGUAUCGUCGUGCUCUUCUGGAUCAACCCUGCCGACAUCACCUAUACCGUCUAUGAAGCAACGCUAUGGACGCACAUUGAGCCAUCCAUCGGCCUUAUAUGCGCUUGCCUUCCUAUCAUCCGCGGUUUGUUUCCACAAUUCAAACUGUCCGCAGGCCGCGUGGACAACGCAACAUACUAUGGCCGAACCUAUCAGACAACCACGUCGACCUCUCAUACCCCGCUCUCACCAAGUCUCAAGUCACCACUCUCGGAGAAGUUCUUUGCGCACCAGCUUGAGGAGAUUCGGAGUAAUAAGGCACCCUCGCUUCCCGCCACUCCUCAUGACAAUUCCGAGUUUUACCAGGGCUCUCUAAGUCCGUUUGCUAUUGAGGUCCGCACAGACAUAGAUGUGGAGAAUAGCGGACAAUCAGUUCGCUCUUAUAAGUGA